CUGUUUUUGUGUACAGGUUAGCAGAACCCACGGUGACUGCAUGAGUGGAGCCUGGCUGCGUGCGGCCCCCAGCAUGGACGGGUACUCGGUCCUGAGAGUGAUCGGGGAGGGCUCCUUCGGCAGAGCCCUCUUGGUUCGGCAGGAAAGCAGUGAUCAGAUGUUUGCCAUGAAGGAGAUAAGGCUUCCCAAGUCUUCCUCUUAUACACAGAAUUCUAGGAAGGAGGCUGUUCUUCUGGCAAAAAUGAGACACCCCAAUAUUGUUGCUUUUAAAGAAUCAUUUGAAGCUGAAGGACAUCUGUAUAUUGUGAUGGAAUAUUGUGAUGGAGGGGACCUAAUGCAAAAGAUUAAACAUCAGAAAGGAAAGUUGUUUCCUGAAGAUACGAUACUGAACUGGUUUACACAAAUGUGCCUUGGAGUAAAUCACAUUCACAAGAAACGUGUGUUACACAGAGAUAUCAAGUCCAAGAAUAUCUUCCUUACCCAAAAUGGAAAAAUAAAACUAGGAGAUUUUGGAUCUGCCCGUCUUCUCUCCCAUCCCAUGGCAUUUGCUUGUACAUACGUGGGAACACCGUAUUAUGUGCCCCCAGAAAUUUGGGAAAACAUGCCUUAUAACAAUAAAAGUGACAUCUGGUCCUUGGGCUGCGUUCUCUACGAGCUCUGCACCCUCCGGCACCCGUUUCAGGCAAAUAGUUGGAAAAGUCUUAUCCUCAAAAUAUGUCAGGGGUGUGUGAGCCCAGUGCCAUCUCAUUAUUCCUGUGAGCUUCAGCACCUGGUCAAGCAGGUGUUUAAGAAGAAUCCCUCGCAGCGCCCUUCGGCUACAACGCUUCUCUCUCGAGGCAUCUUCACGCGGCUUCUCCAGAAGUGCUUGUCCCCAGAGAUCAUCAUAGAAUAUGGUGAGCAGAUAUUAGAAGAAACCAAAAAAUCUAAACAUGAUACACCGAGAAAAAUGGGUCCCAGCAGGGGCAGGACCGCGGCGGGAAGCGAGGCGCCUGCCAGGCAUGGGGAAGAACCAGGUAGAAAGUGUAGCCACAGCGAUUUAAGAAGCAUUAACAAAAAUUCGGGUGAAAGUGCAUUGAGGAAAGUGAACAGAGAAGAGAACGGCAAUGAACCCGUCCAUCUGGGCAGAGCCAGCGCCCCGCGCGCCCCCAGGCGGCAGUGGGAGAGGAAAGCGUCCCCUGCGGCGCUGGGGGACGCGUCUCUGCUCGCCUCCAGCCUGACCGCGGGGCAGGAGACAGGUGGCUCUGUAAUAAAGUACACUGAAAAUAAUGCCCGCAAGCAGUGGCUCAAGGAGACUCCAGAAACCUUGCUGAACCUCCUUAAGAACACCGACCUCAGCCUGGCGUUUCAGACGUACACGGUAUACAGACCAGGUUCAGAAGGGUUCUUGAAAGGCCCUCUGGCUGAGGAAACAGAGGCAUCAGACAGUGUUGACGGAGGUCACGAUUAUGUCAUUUUGGAUCCAGAGAGACUUGACCCCAGGCUGGAUGCAGAGGACACGGACUUCGAGGAGGAAGACAGCAGCCCUGACUGGGUGUCGGAACUGGGGCAGCGAGCUGGCUGGCCGGGAGGGUCCGAUGGGUGAUGCCCAAGGAAACGGCCCUCGGUCACGCUGAGCAGACGUUUAAGCUGAAGGAUUAAUGUUUGGACAAUUAGCCCAUGGGAUGCGUAUUUUCCGUGGAAACAGAAUGAAGAGGAGGAAACUGGGUAUCAUUCCUGACUAGGACCAUGAGGUUUAAAAAGUCUGCAACUGUUGUUUUUGAACUCAGAGGAGAAGGUGGGGCCCAGCGGGCGUGGGAUUCGGGACCUGAGGUCCAAACAGAAACCACUGCGAUCUUGGGGAACCACCAACUUCUUUGAUCCAAAUUCCCUCCGCUGUGCCAUGAGGAUGCCAAAGCCGCCUCGCAGGCCGUCACAGCCGCCAUGAUGUUACUGUUUGUGCUGUGAUCUGUGUCUGACCGUGUGCCUCUUUUUACAUUUCCUAAAGGUUUGAGGACCUAAAUAUAUUUAAUUGUAACUAA
Messenger RNA from Manis javanica (Malayan pangolin), 2018 nucleotides. The record is from RefSeq and is a predicted model, not a curated record. Lineage: Eukaryota; Metazoa; Chordata; Mammalia; Pholidota; Manidae.